Rhizoctonia solani is the source of this 1677-nucleotide messenger RNA. Its product is annotated as amidase. The record is from RefSeq and is a predicted model, not a curated record. The transcript has 7 exons. NCBI's taxonomy places the organism in Eukaryota, Fungi, Basidiomycota, Agaricomycetes, Cantharellales, Ceratobasidiaceae. Bases 1 to 1677 code for a protein of 558 amino acids.
AUGUCGAUGACUUGGGAAGCUAUUGCCACUCAAAAACUCAACGACCGUGCAAGUCGGUUGAGAUCAUAUGCAGAUUGGAGCUUAGAAGGUGCUGCUCCUUCUCCCUCGCAAAAAAGUAUUACCUCCUUGGUACAUGGGCGUCUAACGGAGAGGGAAAAAUCAUUCUUUGUAACUGACGUUACUGAUCUGGCGCAACGCCUGGCCUCUCGAGAAUGUACAGCAGUCGAAGUAAUCACCGCAUUCUGCAAGGCAACAUAUGUCGCACAAGAACUCACCAACUGUAUUACUGAAAUCAUGUUUGACCGAGCGUUCGCUCAGGCGCGUGAACUUGACGACCACAUAUCGAAGACAGGGAAAACGAUUGGGCCCUUCCACGGAGUACCGAUAAGUGUCAAGGACCGCAUAUCUGUCAAGGGUGAAGAUACCGCGUGUGGAUAUGUGGCUUGGGCUGGAAAGAAGAUAGCCCAAGAAGAUGCACCCAUUGUGCAAAUCCUACGUGCAGCAGGUGCACUUAUAUAUGUCAAAACAACCAAUCCUCAAUCAUUAUUUGUUUUCGAAACAUCGAGCAACAUCUAUGGUUAUACAACCAAUCCUUACAACCGUAGCCUAUCUUCCGGCGGUAGCAGCGGUGGUGAAGGGGCACUGAUUGGCGCUCGCGGUAGCUUGCUUGGAGUAGGCUCAGAUAUUCUUGGAUCUAUCAGGUUUGUUCAGGCCAAUCUUGCUCGCCUAACGAAUAUACUAAUAUAUCACACUGUGCCAGGGAUCCCUUCCCCCGGCUCCAUGGCAGGGUACAAGGGAAUGGAAAACCUGGUAGGAGUCGUAGGACCAAUGGCGCAUUCUGUUAGGGAUCUCGAAUUGUUCUGCCGAACAAUCCUUGAGUACGAGCCGUGGACCAUCGAUUUCAAAACGUUACAUAUGCCCUGGAACCACUCAGUCGCUCAAAGGAAAGAAGGCCGAAAAUUAGUUAUCGGCAUAUUUAUUGACGAUGGAGUCGUUGCUCCUCAUCCACCGAUUGUUGAGGCCUUGCACAGAGCUCGCAAUGCACUCGUUCAUGCAGGGCACGAGGUUAUCGACUGGGAACCAAUGGACCAUGAACAAGCAAUUGAAGUUGUAUCUAGGCUUUAUAUGCUCGAUGCUGGGAAUGAAAUUCGUUCAGUGUUGGACGAGUCCGGAGAGCCUCCGAUCCCGAGUGUCGCUCGGAUUUUAGUCGAGGCAGAAAAGCAUGGCGUAUCUACCCUCGCAGAAUCAUGGGAAAUGAAUUCAAAAAGGGAUAUUUUCCGAGCACGAGCACUGGCCUAUUGGAAUGAGACUGCGCUGCGAACCACGAGUAGGAGACCGGUCGACGCGGUUCUCUGUCCGGCGUCUGCUACCCUCGCUCCCCCUCAUUGGACGAUGCGAUGGUUUGGCUAUACGGCAUAUUGGAACCUCCUCGACUUUCCCGCCGCGGUUUUCCCUUUAAAAAAGCUGUUUGAUGCCAGCCAGUGGAAGCCAGAGAACCACACGGCUUACGCUAAUCCGCGAAACGCUAUAGAAGAGUUUGUCGCAAACCAAUGGGACCCAGAAACAUAUGAUAAUGCGCCAGUUGCCUUACAGCUAGUUGGUCGCCGAUGGCAGGAAGAGAAGUUGAUAGCUGAUCUACGAAUUGUGGAUGAAGUAGUGGCCCAGCAUGUUUCAUAA